Hippopotamus amphibius kiboko is the source of this 2184-nucleotide messenger RNA. It is a transcript of the gene DNAAF8, whose product is annotated as dynein axonemal assembly factor 8. Gene Ontology annotation, cellular component: dynein axonemal particle. Lineage: Eukaryota; Metazoa; Chordata; Mammalia; Artiodactyla; Hippopotamidae. The record is from RefSeq and is a predicted model, not a curated record. Gene Ontology annotation, molecular function: dynein complex binding.
CUUCUUCCCUCACGUGUUGGGCACUUUUCACUCCUCUGAGCUCUUACGUGCUCUUCCCGAAGGCUGUAAUGCCUUUUCCUCGCCUAUUGCCUUGUUCUCCUGGAGAACUUAUCAGUCUCUGGUAGUCCCCUUCACCCGGGCUCCUUGGAUGAUGGCACGCUGAGAAGCAUCCCAUGGCAUCCCAUGACAAAGAUGUGGGGCCCUUGCUGCCCAAUCCCUGGGACGCCAUCCUUGAGCAGCUCCCAUCUCUGGACUCAGAUUCCUCCUUGUCAGACUGCGAGGAAGAGGAGCUGUUCAUCUUCCAGCGAAAUCAAACCGCCCUGAUCCCAGAUUUGUCAGAGGAACUGGCCGAAGACCCUGAUGGGGCCUGUGUCACUUCCUCUUGGUCUCCUCCUGAGCUGGCUGCGGUGCCUGUGGAAUCUGCCACAGAACCCUGGGGGGAGUGGAACGCAUGGCCCCGGCCCCAGGAGUCGCCCUCUCUGGAAGCAAGGGCCCCUGGAAGGCCUUGGCAAAGCUGUGGCAAGAGCAGCUCUCUUCUCAGGAUGCCUGCGGAGACCCCCAUGUGGCAGGAUGACAAUGGGGGUACGGCCUUCAACACCAGCACAUCACAGAGUCCUCGCCAGGGGCCACAGGGAGAGGCCACCCUCCCCACUCAGGAAGCAGGCCUGCAGACAGAGCCCCCAGGCCCUGCCUCACAGGCCUGGGAGGGCUCAGACUCUGCAGACCGCAGAGCCCUCCGGAGGGAGAGAAGGAAGAUGAUUGAGAAAGACAUACUCCACAAAGUCACCUGGGAUGCCCGGGACCCAGCCUGUCAUGAUUGGAACCAAGUGAAGAAGAAGCCCUUUGAUGCUUCGGAAAUGCCACUGGAGGGGCCCCCAGGGGGACUGCCCGUGCUCUCCCUCCAGCAACUUGAAGAGUGGGAUUUGGAUCAAGUCCUUCAGAGUCUGACAGGGCGAGAAGAGGACCGGGGAGAUGGUGCUCCUGCAGCCAUGUGGCGGGCAGCGGACCACCUCCAGGGCCAAGACCACACUGAGCCAAGCACCCAGGACAGGCUCAUGGAGCGACUCACCCUCCUGUGUGCCACGCAGUCCAGAGCCUCUUCCUCUACCUGGAGGGUGCCUUCUGACGUGCCCCAGGACACCAAGCCGCGGGAGGCCAGAAGCAGAUGCGCUUCCAGGGAGCUGGGCUUCCAGGCACUGGCUGAGGACACGCGGCUGAGGAGUCCAACGGAGCCUCCCACAGUCUUCAUUGACCUGCGGCCAACAAAGCCAUCAGACCAGGGGCUCUCGGAAAGCUCCAGCUCCAGCUCCUCUGACAGCGAGGAGGAGGGGGAAGAGGAGACAGCAGCUCAGAGAGACCAGCAGGGCCCAGCCAGGCUAUGGGACUGCACGGGGAAGAGUCGGCUCCUCCAGCAGCUCUGGGCGUUUCGGAAGGCAUCAGCUCAGCCCGAGCUGCCUGCCGGCACGGGUCCCAGCAUCCAGAAGGCUCAGGCCCUUGGAGAUACAGCCGGAGCAGCCCUGGGGGGGAAGCAACAUGUAACACUCUGGGUUGAGAGGCAGAGCACCCAGGCCAGACGCCCACGAGGAAGUCCCAGGGCCCUGGGGGACCCUCUUGGGCCAGGGACAGCCACAGAGGUCCUGGUGCCUCCUCUGGGCCAACGGUAGAUGCCUCCGGUAACAUAUCUGAGAAGGUGAGUGGAUCAUCUGACUUUCCACUGACACCCGAGGCCCUGGUGGUCCCCUCACUCUCCCAUUUCCAUCAGAAUGUGCCUUUGCAGCACAGGGACCCUCCAACUGAGGGUCUGCCGCCAGCCCGCUGCUAGAUUUAGUCAGAACAUCUUCACACACAGAGAGUAAAGAUGCCAGUGCAAACCUGUACAUUCAGCAUGACAAAUUAAAUGGCUGCAAGUCCUCUGAAAAGGGACCAGAAGGAAACACCAUGAAGACAACGGUUUUGUUCUGAUAAUGGGACUACAAGGCUUUUUCACCUUUUUCCAUUUUUGCAUUUUCUUCUCUUUAAUGUGCAUGUAUUAUUUCCAUCAUACAAGUUUUUUCACUUUGUUUUAACUAUAAAACUGAAGUAAAGUAAAACUUCUUUAGAGAAUUUCAGGGUUGAAAAGGUCUUGAAAAAUUUAGCUUGAUUUUCUGGGUCCUGGAUGUUUUUUGCUCUUUUGUGUUCCUAAAU